CACGUAAGCAUCGAAUCUGCUUCUUUGAAUAUUAUGGAUGGAAUUUGAAUGCAUUAUAAAUAAAUCAUCAUAGAAUUUGAAACUUUCAACAUCGUAUUUUCCUGCCCAAAGAUUAUGUUCAACCGUUGUCAAAUCCAUCAGAGGUGUAAUGAUAUUGCGGUAAAUGCAAGAAGUUUCGUUUGUUCGUUUAAACAAAGCGAUUCCAGAUAUUUUCGCAGCGCUAUCGUCUGUUUUGGCUGGUUCGGGUACAUCAGGAACCGGAGCAGCCAGGUUCUGACUAAGGUGUUCUGACAUUAUUCAGAGAGAACAUCUAGUAACAGACUAACAGUGACACUUGUAAGGACC
This is a messenger RNA of Rhizophagus irregularis DAOM 181602=DAOM 197198, 345 nucleotides long. Lineage: Eukaryota; Fungi; Glomeromycota; Glomeromycetes; Glomerales; Glomeraceae. The record is from RefSeq and is a predicted model, not a curated record.